AAGAUAAUAUCCGUAUAAAAAAUAGGCAUAAUCCCGAGCGGGGGCUCUUGAGUGUGGCUACCGACCGUGACGACUGUCCGUCCGCUACAAUCCCGAUUUGCGGGGACGGCAGGUGUGAAUGCCAUGUAACAUCAACAAGCAUCGAGUGAAGAAUAGGCUAUAGCCUGACCCCACGUGGGUGACCCGGGUCGCCCGGCCACUCGUGUUGGGUGGCUCCAGCACUUCAGGCAUGGAGAGCUCAAGUGGGACGCGCGUGGCUAAGCCACCAUCAGCUGUGUCCAAAAGCCGUCCUGCCAAACAAGCCCCUAGCCCGGAGACAGCCAGGACAGACAGCCUGGAGAACACCAAUCAUGGAUCUUCCUUUAAUGAGAGACUGGAAGGGAAGAGGAAGGGUCGCCCACGGAUGGAGGGACAGGAGCUGCGGAGCAUUCCUGCCCAUAUGAUGGUUCAGUGGAAGGAGGAGUUUAAGAAUCGCUCUCGUGUUAAGUGCCCGUGUACAGGCUGCUGGCUGGAAUUUCCUAGUAUUUAUGGAGUCAAGUACCAUUACCAGCGUUGCCAAGGGGCAACCGUCCCUGAGAAACUGAGUCACAGCUGUCCAUACUGCGAGGCGGUCUUUGCCACCAAGGUGCGUCUCCAGAAGCACAAACUGUGGAACCACCCAGACAGGGUCACCAUGGAAACAAAGUCAGAGCCCAAAGUUCAGAAGGGGCCCAUGAAGGGAAAUGCCAAAAAGAGACCCAUGGAGAACAGUCCGCCCUCUCCAGUGUUCUUCAAGGUGAAGAAGACACAGGAAGUGUCGCAGCCAUCACAGAACGGAGAGUGCGCUCCCCAAAAACAGGACAGGAAGCAGCACUCCUCACAGCAGCAGGGCACAUCGUCAGACGCCUCCCCCAGAACCCCCGGAGGCAGCGAGAGCGAAGGAGGCAGUCUUCCUCCACCCUUCCCCGAGGAAGACCCAGAGAGAACAAAGCACAGGAGGAAGCAGAAAACUCCAAAGAAGUUCACAGGAGAGCAGCCCUCCAUCUCGGGGACGUUCGGACUAAAAGGGAUCAAUAAAGUUGAGGAGAAGCUGAAGGCGGGCAGAGCGAAAAGGACCGAGGGGAAUGCGUUCAAUGACGAGUCCCAGAGGAAGCCUCCGACUCCAGCCACAGCGAGGAGAGAAGCCCCUUCCAUCAGCUCAGGUCCUCCAUCCGAGGCCCAGUGGCACCGUGCCAUAUCCGAGCGGGGGGAGGUGGUGUGUCCCACAUGCUCCGUGGUCACCAGGAAGACCGUCCCUGGCCUUAAGAAGCACAUGGAGAUCUGCCAGAAGCUCCAGGACGCUCUGAAGUGUCAACAGUGCCAGAAACAGUUCAGGUCCAAGGCUGGCCUGAACUACCACACCAUGGCAGAGCAUACAAACAAGCCCUCCGGAGAGGAAAGCGUGACCGCCGACGGACAGGAGGAGAGAGAGAGACUACGUAGAGUCCUCAAACAGAUGGGCAAAAUCAAGUGCCCCAGUGAAGGUUGCUCGGCUCACUUUGCCAGUCUAAUGGGUUAUCAGUACCAUCAGAAGCGCUGUGGCAGAGAGCCGUGUGAAGUGGAGAAGCCCGUCUUCCUCUGCCAGCACUGUGGCAAGACGUAUCGCUCCAAAGCCGGCCGGGACUACCACCUGCGCUCUGAGCACCCCUCCACCACACCCACAACCACACCUCCAGCUGCCACGACCACAGCUGCAACCACAGCUACAACCACAGCUACAACCACAGCAACAGCUACAGCCGCAGAGGUUUGCCCUGAGGACUGGAAGCAGGGAGGGAGGAAAGAACAAACCCCGACACACAAACAGAAGGAGGAAGCUCAGAGCAAGAGCCCCGCCAGGGUAAAGGAGAGACCCGAGGAAAAGGAGGUGGAGACAGAGGAGCAGAGAGAGGAGGUCCCGGCAACGCAGGAACUGCUGGAUUUCGAGCGGACGCCCAGCGGGAGGAUUCGCAGACGUUCGGCUCAGGUCGCCGUCUUCCACUUGCAGGAGAUCGCCGAGGACGAGCUGGCGAAAGACUGGGGCAACAAGCGGCGCAUCAAAGACGACCUGGUACCUGACAUAAAGAGACUCAACUACACACGUCCUGGCCUUCCAAAGUUUAGUCCCAAAACCCUGGAGACCUGGAAGAAUGAAGUGAAGGAGAAAGGCUUUAUCUGUUGUCCCAACGGGAGCUGUGAAGCUGUGUACUCAAGUGUGUCCGGUCUCAAAGCCCAUUUGGCAAAUUGCAACAAGGGAGGGGGCGCUGUAGGAAAAUACACAUGCCUGUUGUGUCAGAAGGAGUUUAGCUCAGAGAGUGGGGUGAAAUAUCACAUCAGUAAAACUCACUCUCAGAACUGGUUUCGUGCGUCAGGCCACGUGGUGUCCAACAACCAGAGGAAAAGCUUGCAGACUAACCGCCCUGAGAAGGAAGUUAAAAACGGGGUGCCGGGGAAGAAGAGGGGUCGGAAACCCAGGGAACGCCCGCCAGAGACGACCUCUGUCCCAUCAAAGACUCAGAGCGCGACUCCAGCCUCUGUCCUGGUCCAAACUCCAAACCCAACCCAAACUACAGCCCAGCCCCCAGCCCAAACCCCAGCCUCUGCCACCAUCACCAUCACCUCUAGUCCUCCCUCAACCCUCGCAGACAGGGGGAUUUCAACCCAAAACAGAGACACACAGCCCGUUAUUAAGAAGAGAGGCAAACCCAAAAAGGUGCCCCCCACUGAAUAA
Chanos chanos (milkfish) is the source of this 2728-nucleotide messenger RNA. RefSeq names its product zinc finger protein 512B (gene znf512b). Gene Ontology annotation, molecular function: zinc ion binding. The transcript is spliced from 18 exons. The record is from RefSeq and is a predicted model, not a curated record. Bases 230 to 2728 code for a protein of 832 amino acids. NCBI's taxonomy places the organism in Eukaryota, Metazoa, Chordata, Actinopteri, Gonorynchiformes, Chanidae.